Messenger RNA from Xenopus tropicalis (tropical clawed frog), 4031 nucleotides. The record is from RefSeq and is a predicted model, not a curated record. Lineage: Eukaryota; Metazoa; Chordata; Amphibia; Anura; Pipidae.
CGGUGACGUCACGCCCGCCGCCCACAGUUCCAUUUCAGGCAUACAGAAGCCGAGACUUCCGGGGUGGAAGGAAAGUAAAAUGGAUGCCGUUGUGUGAAGACAAGGCCCGUCAGAGCGACGAAUGAUAUAACGAGCUUGUUAGGUCAAAAGGGCGAUUUUCUUUUGUUUGUUAUUUUGUUUUUAAGCGAUACACAAACGGUAGGAAACAUUUUGUCGGCAUCUUGAAUCCAGAGGAGUUUUAGACGGCUUAUCAUGGCUACCAACCUAGGGGAGCCAUUAAAUAACGAGUGGGUUCAGCAGUAUAAUUCAGGCGUUAACAGAGAAAGUGGGAUGGAUGUACCAAUGCAGGAGAAUCCCGAGUGGGAAAAAGCAAGACAAGCAUUAGCUAGCAUCAGCAAAGCCAAUGCUGCUUCAACAAAUAAAGGAUCUGAGAAUGGGCAGGCAAACUCACAGUUUGCUUCACAACAAGGAGAUGCAGCUUUGCAACAGCAACAAUAUUACCAGUGGUACUCACAGUACAAUUACUCCUAUCCCUACAACUAUUAUUAUCAAAUGAAUAUGUACAAUGGGUAUAAUGCGCCUGGGCAGUAUGGAAUGGCUGGAAAUUAUCAGCAGUCUCAAUCAGCUGGACAACACCAAGGAAAUCUUACACAGCCUCCUGUUCCUGGACUUGAAGAUAGCAACAUGUCUUACUCUAAUGUCCAGUCACCAAUUCCUUCAUCUAAUAACCAAUCAGCAUCUCGUCAGCAUUUAAACCACACUAUGGCAAAGGCAUGUAUUCAAGGCGGAAAUCCAGGCAACCAAUCUAAUCAACAGCAUUCAUCCAACCAAUCCAAUUACUGUCAGCCAUCUUUUAACGAAGGACCAAAACCUAAAAAGGGGCAACAGUUGUGGAAUCGCAUGAAACAGGCUCCUGGUUCUGGUGGAUUUAAGUUUAACAUUCAGAAACGACCACUUGUAAUGGCCAACCAGAACUUUGCUCCAUCUGACCAUCACGGUAACAGUGCAGCACAGCAGCAGGCAGCACACUUGCAUCAUGCUUUACAGCAACAGCAGCAACCAAAAUUAGAGAAAAUUGCAGAACAUGGCAGUAAUUCGGCAAAGCCUGAAGAUUGGCCACAAGCUAUGAAAGAGUAUGUGCAACGCUGCUUUACAGCAUGUGAAUCAGAAGAGGAUAAGGACAGAACAGAGAAACUUCUUAAAGAGGUCUUACAAGCCAGAUUACAAGAUGGAUCUGCCUAUACCAUAGACUGGAGUAGGGAGCCCCUUCCAGGGAAAGAUAGUGUGAAAGAGAGCCCCAAAAAGAAGCGAUGGGAACAAGCGGCUUUACAGUCUUCUCGUGGCAGCAGCAUUACCAUCACCCAGUCUCCAAGAGGAGGCAUUAACAGCACCAGUGCAGGAACACUUAGAGGCCGUGGCAGCUUUAUUACUAAGUUUGGAAACAGAAAUGUCUUCAUGAAAGAGUCCAGCACGUCCUCAAGCGCAGGCUCUAGAUCACGAUCAAGAUCCUCCUCCCAUUCUCCCCACAGGCGAUACCGGCGCAGUGGUUCAGACUCUGAUAGCUCAUUUUCUGGUAAUGAAAUUAGAGAAGGAGGUCGCAAAAACUUCCAAAAAGGCCGCGGACGAGGAGGGCACAUGGAUCGAGGGCGAGGGAGAAUGCAAAGAGGCAAAAGAAGUGAUCAAGCCUUCAACAAGAAAAACCGAAAGAAAAACACUGUGACCAUGGAGCUGGAGGACCCAGAAAAAGAAUUUAAGAAGGAAAAGCGUGCAGCUCGUUUCCAGCAUGGCCACGGACCCAAGAAGCUGCGGAUGGAACCUCUUGUGUUGCAGAUCAAUAACAUGGAUCAUAGCGCAUCUGAAAACUUGGACUGGAAUGAGAUAAAAAUUGUCGGCACCUCCCAAGAUAUUACUAAAAAUUACUUGCGGUUAACUUGUGCUCCUGAUCCAUCCACUGUGCGACCAGUGCCAGUAUUGAAAAAGUCGCUAGUAAUGGUGAAAGCAGACUUUAAGAACAAGCAGGACUAUGCAUUUGCCUGUGAACAAAUGAAAUCCAUACGGCAGGAUUUAACGGUCCAAGGAAUUCGUACAGAGUUCACUGUGGAAGUGUAUGAAACCCAUGCACGGAUAGCACUUGAAAAGGGAGACCAUGAGGAAUUUAACCAGUGCCAAGCACAACUGAAAGCUCUAUAUGCAGAGAAUCUUGCCGGGAACGUUGGAGAGUUCACAGCUUACAGAAUCUUGUAUUAUAUCUUCACAAAAAACUCUGGAGAUCUAACAACAGAGCUGGCACACCUGACAAAAGAACUGAAGGCCGAUGCCUGUGUUGCACACGCACUCUCACUUAGAGAAGCAUGGGCUCUUUCAAAUUACCAUCGCUUUUUCAAGCUCUACAGAGAAUCUCCACGAAUGUCUGGGUAUCUCAUCGAUAAGUUUGCUGAGAGGGAGAGAAAAGCUGCCCUUAAGGCCAUGAUUAAAACUUUUCGGCCGGAUCUCCCAGUUUCCUACAUUCAGUCAGAACUGGCCUUCGCGAAUGAGGAAGAGUGCCAGAGUUUCCUGGCUUCUCUAUCUCUGGUGUUUGCAGGGAACGACGCCAGCAAGAUCGAUUGCAAGCUGAGCUUGGCGGUCUUGCCAAACUUCUAAACCAGUCCCUUUUAUAAGUCCUUCCUUUAAUGUGGCGUAGAACACGUUUCAUGCUCACACCAAGUGUGUAAUAGGAUUAUAUGGUCACUGUUUACAAGCGCCUGCCUCUGGAUCAGAGGAUGGAAUGGUGUGGCCAAUGCCUGGGAAUCCCUUUUGGACGGGCGGAUUUGCUUGUCAGAACAGUAGAUUUCAAAGUUCCAUAAAUCUCUGUGAUUUCCUUUAUCUCGGCAAGAAUACUAUAUUUUACUGUGUAUAUAAUUAUAUAUAUAUUUAAUUGUAUAUAGAACGUUCGAGAAUCGCCCUCAAUAAGUCAAAAAAUUAUCUAGUAAACGACAGUAUUAGGUUCCAGUGAUUCUAAAGCAGUACAAUCUGAAAUUUCAAGGGAACUGUAAGGUCUCGGACGCCACUUAGCAUUCAUCAGACAAAGGCGCCAUAUCAGCAGGGUUCAGUAGCACACCCUUCAGAAUACUUGCGCACAGAGACAGGGCUGUUAUGGAAAAGAAUAGUUUGGAAGCAUUGCAGAUGGAAAUAAGUCACACUACCUUAAUUAUAGAGGUCUUGAACACAUUGAUAAUUAUUAAGGAUUUGUGGAUCAACAGCGUUUUCUGUUUUUGUUUUUUUCUUUGAUGUUGAAUCACUUGUUAUUGCCUUUUGACCUGUUCAUGUUUGGAAACUAACAAUGUCUCAGUUUCUUCUCUUUACCUCACUGGUACAAGCCUCUGUCCUCCUGCCGCUCCGAAGUAUCUGAAAGUGGCUCUGGGGAGAAGGCGAUCAAUUCAGAGAUGGGGAGGAGUAAAACGAGCUUCAUUUGCUGCACGGCUGAAAGAAAGACUUUUGCUUUAAAUGAACUUUCCAGAAAGCCCUGAAAGUCAGCAUUUGAAGACAGAAGCUAGAUCAACAAAUGAGCACAGUACCAGCCAUAAGAUAUCUGGAACCAAUUGCUGCUGGAGCCCUCACCGCCUGUGAAAUAAGAGCUGUUUUUUUUUUUACCGUUAAUUUUGUACCCUUUUUAUUUUAGUUCUUUGCUUUUCCUCUUGUCCGCUGCUAAGUGUUACUUUAGUCAUUUUCAGCAGGUAACUAUUAAGUUUGUCCCCCCCACCUUCACAUUCUCUCCUCUUCACCUCUCACUGAUGUUUCCGUAUUUGUUUUGACUCCAUCCCCUCCUCACCACAGUUUUUCUUUUAUUCCCUCCCCCCUUUUCCCAGAUUUUUUUUUAUUAUUUUUUUGGACAUGUGAUGGCCUGGUAAUGUGCAAUAAUAAGCAGAUGCUGGUCAAAUACUCCUUUCUUUGCAGAUAUCUGUUUUAAUUUUCUCCCUCCCUAUAAUAACUGAGUUACAUAUAGGAUGUUCUGUUUAUUGCAAAUAAAUAAAAACUAGAGACGUUUGGUAAAA